This is a messenger RNA of Motacilla alba alba, 4259 nucleotides long. RefSeq names its product protein O-GlcNAcase-like. Lineage: Eukaryota; Metazoa; Chordata; Aves; Passeriformes; Motacillidae. The record is from RefSeq and is a predicted model, not a curated record. Gene Ontology annotation, biological process: glycoprotein metabolic process. Gene Ontology annotation, molecular function: beta-N-acetylglucosaminidase activity. The transcript has 17 exons. Bases 390 to 3665 code for a protein of 1091 amino acids.
CCAGCACACAUUCCAUCCCUCUGAGCAUCCUCCAUCCCCCAGCACACAUUCCAGCCCUCCGCGCAUCCUUCCACCCCCCUGCGCGCCUUCCGUCUCCCCCGCGCAUCGCUCCGCGCUCCCUCCGCCUCUGCGCGCCCUCCAUCCUUCCGCGCACUCCUUCAAGCCCCGCUCCCCCUCCAUCCAUCCCCCAAGCAUUCCUCCAUCCCUCCGCGCACUCCUCCAUCCCUCCGCGCAUCCCUCAGCUCACUCCUCCAUCCCUCCACGCACUCCUCCGUCCCUCCGCGCACUCCUCCAUCCCUCCACGCACUCCUCUGUCCCUCCGCGCAUCACUCCGUCCCCCGCGCACCCCGCGCCUGUCCCCGCGCCGGCGGGGCCGCUCCUGCGCGGGGAUGGCGGAGCGGCCGCGCUUCCUCUGCGGCGUGGUGGAAGGUUUCUAUGGGAGACCAUGGUCAAUGGAUCAGAGGAAACUUCUCUUCCAAUGGCUGCAGCGCCGGGGGCUGAACUGCUACAUGUACGCACCCAAGGAUGAGCUGAAGCACCGGCUGCUCUGGAGAGAGCCCUACACAGAGCAUGAGGCAGCCCGCAUGCGGUCUCUCAUCGAGGCUGCCCAGGAGCAGGGGGUGGAGUUUAUCUUCGCCAUUUCUGCCGGCCAGGACAUGGUGUUUUCCAGCGCUGGGGAUCGCCUCCUGCUGCAGCAAAAACUCAGGCAGGUGGCUGCCAUGGGGUGCCGCUCCUUCGCGCUGCUCUUUGACGACAUCGACCCCUGCAUGUGCCAAGCUGACAGAGAUGUCUUCCCCUCCCUGGCACAGGCUCAGGCCUCUGUGGCCAACGAGGUGUACCAGGAGCUGGGCCAGCCCUCCAUCUUCCUCUUCUGCCCUACAGAAUAUUGCAGCUCCCUCUGCUCUCCCAGCCCCAGCCAGUCCUGCUACCUGCAGACCAUUGGCCAGGAGCUGCUUCCAGGGAUCGCUGUCAUCUGGACAGGCCCCAAGGUGGUGUCCCAGGAGCUCUCAGCAGAGCUGCUGGAGGAGGUGGAGGCCGUCCUGAGGCGCCGUCCCGUCAUCUGGGACAACCUCUACGCCAACGACUACGACUGCAGACGUGUCUUCCUGGGCCCCUACAUGGGCCGUGCUCCUGGCCUCAUGUCCAGGCUCCACGGGCUGCUCCUCAACCCCAACUGUGAGCUCCAAGCCAACUUCAUCCCCAUCCACACGCUGGGCACCUGGUUUGGGAGCGAGCAGGGGAGCUGUGCCCACCCUGAGCGUGCAGGAACGGAGGGAGCCCUGGGGGACAGCCAAGGAGCUCAGGAUGGAAGCUACAGCCCCCAGGAAGCCUUGGAGCUGGCACUGCGGGACUGGCUGGCUGAGAUAAACCAGCAGGCCUUGGAGCCAGGAGGAAGGACCCCUGGACACCCCAGUGUCAGCCUCAAGGGAGGACCAAAGCUGCAGCCUGGCACAGCAGGAGGACAGGAGGUCACUCCCGACCCUCAGCCCCACAGCUCUGCUCCUGGUGGGGCAGAUCAGCACAGCCCUGAGCCCUGUGGAGAGCCACCAGAGGAGGGGUGCAGGGAGGUGACCUCAGAGCCUGAGGGGGACAGUGGGAACAGGACACCCACUGGCCAUCAGCAGAGCCCUACAGGGGCUGGGGACCAGCUCACCACAGGGAGCUGUGUGCCCCCCUCUGCUCUGCCCAGUGAGGCUGGCAGUGCCCAGCCUGCAGGAAUCCCAGCGGCCACCGAGCCCCUCCCCAGCCUGAGCCCCACCACGAGCUCCAGCAGCGGGGCCAACGCCAGUGAGAACAUUCCCUUGCCCACCAGUGAUGCCAGGACAGGGCAUGGCAGCCCCAUGGAGUCUCCCAGCAGCACCCAGCCUGAGGCCAUCAGGACUGAUGUGCCCCAGACACCCCCAGGACCUGGGGCUGGUGCCAGCCUUGGUGUCCCAGUCCCACUGACUGAUGAGGUUGGUGCUAGCCCUGGUCCCGUGGCACCAGUGACCCCAGAGGAGGCUGGGCCGGGUCCCACGGCACCACUGCCCCCCAAGGAAGCCACAACCAGCCCCACAGCACAGGUGACCCCAGAAGAGGCCAGGACCAGCCCCAUGGCACCAGUGACUCCAGAGGAGGCUGGGCCUGGCCCCAUGACCCCCAAAGAUGCUAGGACCAGCCCCAUGGCAGAGACGACCCCAGAGGAGCCCCGGACCAGUCCCAUGGCACCAGUGACCCCAGAAGAGGUUGGGUCUGGCCCCAUGACCCCCAAGGAGGCCAGGACCAGCCCCACGUCACAGGUGACCCCAGAGUCUGGCCCCAUGACCCCCAAGGAGGCCAGGAUCAGCCCUACAUCACAGGUGACCCCGGAGAAGGCCAUGACCACCCUCACGGCACCGACGACCCCAGAAGAGGCUGAGUCUGACCCUAUGGCGCUGAUGACCCCAAAGGAGGCCAGACCCCACCCCACAGCACCGCUGACCCCAGGGGAAGCCGUGUCCAGCCCUACAGCACCACUGACCCUGGAGGAGGUGCGGAUGCUGGUGGAGCUCUUCUACCUGCCCUACCACCACGGCGCUCUGGCACAGGAGCUCCUGGAGCACUUUCGGUGGCUGCGAGCCAACAGCCUCAGCGUGGGGGUCCCGGCCACGGCGCCUGAUGCCUGCGGGGGCACGCGGUGGCGGGGCCGGGCUCAGUCCUUCCAGCUGCUCUGCGCACGGACGUGCCGCCUGCACAGCCGCUUCGUCAGCACGGCCAGCGGGGCGCUGCUCUACGACCUGCACCCCUACCUCUGGGACAUCCGCAACCUGCUGCUGGCCGCCAGUGCCUUCGUCCUCUGGCUGGAUGGUCACCUCCUCUGCGACCCUGACCCCAAGGGCACCUGGGGGAGCUGCUUUGGCUGGUGCCAGAGUAUCACUGCCCCGAUGCUGCUGGGGAGGGACGCCGAGCCCUGGGCGCGCCGUGGGGGCCUCUUUGGGGAGCUGCAGGCACUGCUGCCCGUGGGGAACAGCUGUGACCUCUUCUACCAUCCACCGCCGCUCUUCCCAUCCAGCCAGCUGUACCUGCUGCGCCCGCUGCUGCCCCUGGACAAGGGAGAGCUUUACCGCAUGUGCCGGGAGAGUUUGGACUGUGAUCCCAAAGUGGCAGAGAUCCUCGUGGCCCACCCGGAUCUCCUCGGUGACAGGCUCCUGGGCAGCUUCCUCAGCCUGAGCCCUGAGUACACCUUUGUGCUGGAGGACGAGGGUGGCCCCUGUGGCUACGCAGCCGGAGCGCUCCACGCCGAAGGCUUCCUGCAGCAGCGGGACAGCAGCUGGCUGCCAGCCAUCCGGCACAAGUACCCCCCCGAGCUGGGCACAGGGGGGCCAGCUCUGGGACAGGAUGCCCUGGAGGAAGCAGUGCUCUUCUUCCACGCAGAGCCUCUGGCAGUGCCCCAGCCCGUGCUGAGGCGCUUCCCCUCCCUGGUACAGCUGGGCACUGCCCCCCGUGUGCUGGACGUGGGGGCCAGUCGCAGCCUGGCCCUCUGCCUGCUGAGUGCGCUCAGGGCCAACGGGUCACGGGGAGUGUUCUGCCAGGUCAGCGACACCGACCGGCAGCAGCUGAGCUUCUACAGCAAGCUGGGCUUUGUCGCCCUGCCGGUGGCCUGGGGCAGCUCUCCCGGCUCUCAGCUCCUGGGACGACUCCUCUGACGGGGCACAGGGAAGCAGUGCCCCAGGCCAGGCUGGCUCCCAGGCCAGGCUGACCCCCCCAUCCCACACGGCACCAGCCUGAGCAAGCAGGAGCAGAGGGGCACCUCGAGCAGGCCAGGUACACAUGAGAGGGGACACGGGGGCGAGCAGGAUGUCACUGGGAUGUGUGCAGGGCUGUGAGGUGCCCGGGCAGCAGAGAGCUAUUCCUGCUCCUCAUGGGGUUUGGCCACCUCUGUGCCCCCCCUGUUGCUGUUUGCUGGGUACCCUGCACUUUGCAGGGGUGCCAGGCUGUCUGCAGACCCUCAGGCCUGCAGGAGCUCGUGGGCAAUGUUUGGGUUUGUGGUCCUGGGGCACAGCACGGUGCCUUAGUGCCACGGGAGUGUCCCUGUCACACCGGCUGGGCUGCCCAGCUCUCUCCAUCCCCCGUGUGGCCUGAGACUGGGCAGCCGGUGCUGGGGCUGGCUCUCGGCACUGAGGACCUGCUUGUCUGUACGGAUUGAUCCGGUAUGGGAUGUGGUGAGGCAGCCUGUAUUUCUGUGCCUGGGGCCUGAGGGAAGCGCUGUCCUUGGCAAUAAAGCGUUUGCUGGGCUCUCA